Messenger RNA from Tricharina praecox, 975 nucleotides. Its product is annotated as cytidine deaminase-like protein. Gene Ontology annotation, molecular function: catalytic activity. The coding region runs from base 291 to 836 and encodes 181 amino acids. NCBI's taxonomy places the organism in Eukaryota, Fungi, Ascomycota, Pezizomycetes, Pezizales, Pyronemataceae. The record is from RefSeq and is a predicted model, not a curated record. The transcript has a single exon.
GAGAGAGAGAGAGAGAGAGAGAGAGAGAGAGAGAGAGAGAGAGAGAGAGAGAGAGAGUGUGUGUGUGUGUGUGGUAUAUAACGUGCGGAUAGGGAGCGAGAAGUGGGAGGAGGCAGGUAAUCGUCAUCGGCAUCCCCCGCUUUCAACCCCUCCCUAACUACCUCCACCUCUCCACCUCAUAGCCCCCAGCUCUCCCGUCCACCUGUUGUUUCCACCACCCACCUACCUACCAACCAACCAACGCACCCACAACCACAAACAAGACAAAGCCACACCCUCCCUCCAUCGCGAUGUCCACCACCACGAUCACCACCACACCUCCGGCGGUGUCGCCUCCCGCCGUCAGCAGCGGCAGCGCACACCUCUCACCCGCCGCACUAGAGGAGCAGCACCAUCUGCGACACCUGCGGCACGCCCUGACGCUGGCGUGGCAAUGCACUCCGACUUCUUCCGCAUUCUGUGUCGGCGCUGUGCUGCUGUCGUCGUCGGGCACGGUUCUGUCGACGGGGUACUCGCGGGAGCUGCCCGACAACACGCACGCGGAGCAGGUGGCGCUGAUGAAGCUGGGGUCGCCGCCGCCCGAGGGUAGCGUGCUCUACACGACCAUGGAGCCGUGCGCGAAGCGCACCUCCGGCGACAAGAGCUGUGUCGAGCGCAUUGUCGAUGCCGGCGGUAUCGGAACUGUCGUCGUCGGCGUUAAGGAGCCGAAUACUUUCGUCCAGGGGAAUCAGGCGAAGGAGCUGCUUGAGGUGAAGGGAAUAAAAUAUUUGUAUGUGCCCGGGCUGGAGAGGGAGAUUCUUGUGGUAGCCGAGAGGAGCCAUAAGAAGGAGGAGUAGUGGGCGGUGGAUGCAGUGAUAUCAGAAUGUGCUCGGUUUUUGUUUUGUUUCCGCAGUUGAUUUUAUUUUUCUUAACGAGGGAUACUCGGGAUACUCGGGAUGGGUCUAUGAAUUUAAUGACCGAACUGAACUUAAGGAA